Molecule: messenger RNA, 966 nt
Organism: Apus apus (common swift)
Lineage: Eukaryota; Metazoa; Chordata; Aves; Apodiformes; Apodidae
Product: taste receptor type 2 member 9-like
Exons: 1
Coding region: 1-966 (321 amino acids)
Biological process (GO): sensory perception of taste; G protein-coupled receptor signaling pathway; detection of chemical stimulus involved in sensory perception of bitter taste
Cellular component (GO): membrane
Molecular function (GO): G protein-coupled receptor activity; bitter taste receptor activity
Source: RefSeq, a predicted model, not a curated record
AUGGAAGAUUGUUACUCUCAGCAGAAAUUUAUUGUCACCACGUACGAUGUCUUGGUGAUGACCAUCCUCUCCCUGCAGACAUUUGCUGGCAUGUGGAUAAAUGCUUUCAUGGUUUCUGUGCUUUGCAUUGCUUGGGUCAGAAAGAAAAGCUCCAACUCCAGUGAGAAGAUCUUGCUCUUUCUGGGAUGGACCCGGUUCUGGUAUCUGUGCAUCUCAUGGAUACAUCUCUUUCUGAUAAUAACAUAUAUCUGUCACUUUUAUGUUCACCCCCUACCACAAAUAAUUUCAACAACUAAAAGCUUUUUCAGUUUUUCCAGCCAGUGGGUUUCUGCCUUCCUUUCUGUUUUUUAUUGUAUCAAAAUUGCAAAUUUCCAGCACAGCUUCUUCAUCUACCUGAAAGUGAAAAUUGACAAGAUCGUGCCAUGGGUGCUCUUGGGUUCAGUCCUUUUAUCCUUGAUCAUGGUGAUCAUUCUCUACAAAGCCAUUGAUGAAGCAGUCUGUGACAACAUCAACUGCACCACCACAGGAAGUUUCUGGAAACUGAAUAUCAAUUUUCAUCAGCAUUUUUUCCCUGUUUUUUUCCUCAAUGGCUUCACAUAUGCCAUUGCAUUCACAGCAGUCAUCUCUUCUGCCCUUCUCCUCCUCUUUUCUCUCUGGAGACACAAACACAAGAUGCAGAUGAAGUCACUGAAGAACGUCAGCAUGGAUGCCCACAUCAAAGCCAUUAAAUCUAUUCUGUCCUUUUUCUUCCUUUACAGCAUCAACUUUACCUGUUCAGUCUUGAGAUUGAUUUAUAGCAUGAAGAAGGAAAAUCCUGUGACUUUUCUCAUUGUUAUAUUUCAGGAUGUUUUUCCAACUGUUCAUUCCCUCAUCCUGAUUUUCAGCAAUCCCAAUCUGAAAAAGACACUGCUAAGGACCCUGUCCUGUGUGAAGUGCAAGAUUUGCAUGAGGCAGGAAAUGUCAUAA